Messenger RNA from Trypanosoma theileri, 1548 nucleotides. Its product is annotated as protein kinase. Gene Ontology annotation, molecular function: ATP binding; protein serine/threonine kinase activity. The transcript has a single exon. NCBI's taxonomy places the organism in Eukaryota, Euglenozoa, Kinetoplastea, Trypanosomatida, Trypanosomatidae. The record is from RefSeq and is a predicted model, not a curated record. Gene Ontology annotation, biological process: intracellular signal transduction; peptidyl-serine phosphorylation. The coding region runs from base 1 to 1548 and encodes 515 amino acids.
AUGUCUAUUCACGCUGAGGAAGAAGAAAAGGAAAGAAAAGAAAUUCCAAAAAAUGCAUCACCAAAAUGUCCAACAUUUGAUCCGAGUCAAUUAAAUCUAUCUGACGCUCAGCCUAUUGGCUCUGGUGCUAUUUCGCAAGUUGUACAAAGUAAAUUUAGCUUCCCACCACAUCUUCCUAUAGCGGUGAAGAUACUUUCGAAGGUACAGUUGUUGCAGCAGAAUAAAGUUCAAGUGGCAAUGAAUGAGAAACGUGCUCUUUUAGAAAUGGGACCGUGUCCUUUUAUUGCUCGAUUAUACGGUACUGCACAGUCAGAGGAUGAACUUUAUUUCGUUAUGGAAUAUCUCCCGCAUGGUGAUUUACUAGAGCACAUUCGAACUUGCGCAGCACGCCAUAUAGCUGAGAAUUUGGCAGCAGAGACCACCUUAGCUGCAGAUUUGGAAAAGGGAUUGUCAAAUUCCAAUAACUCCAUUCGUUGUUUAGAUUUUCAUGAUAUUCAACUUAUCACAGCACAACUUAUAUUGGGAUUAACACAAGUUUUCUCUAAAGGUUUCGUUUUACGAGAUCUUAAACCGGAAAAUGUUGCAUUUGAUAGCAAAUACCGUGUAUGCUUGCUAGAUUUUGAUACCGUAGAUGUAAAGGGUGGAACACUUAUGCCUAUUUCCAACAAUGGUGUUGCCCUUCGCGAUAAAGCUGAGAAAGAUAAACCAUCUAACCCUGACCGCCGUCUCACGGUUUCGGCAAUUCAAGGAAUGCGAAAGAUGACGGCAAACUUCUGCGGCACUGCCCAGUACGUCUCUCCUGAGAUGCUCGGCCAGUGCCAGUGGAGCUACAGCAGUGAUCUCUGGGCGCUGGGGGCGAUGGUGUACGAGAUGGUGUACGGGACGCACAUGUUCGGCGGCGCCAACACCUUCGCGGUGAUGCGGCGGGUGGUGGGCGGCGUGCACGGCGGCGGGGUGCCGUUCCCGCGGGUUUUUCUCGGCCCGCAGGCGGACGCGUUUGAUCGCGUGCGGGACUUCAUUGAGCAGCUCUGCCGCACCGACCCCGCCCGGCGGCUCGGGGUGCAUCCCGCCACGGGGAGAUUCGACGCGGACGCCCUGCGGCGGCACCCGUUCUUCGGCGACUUCACGGCGUGGGGCGUGCUGGAGCAACACAUGCGGGACUACCGACAGCCGGCGUGCAACAGCGACAAGACGGAGAGCGCGGGGCCCGUGCACCCAAGCGCGGCGGACGACGGCACCACGUCGCUCAAGGGGCUCUACCACACACUGCCGGUCCACAGUGUGGAGUACGCCAAGUAUGUGUUUGAGGCCACCGCAGAUGCGAAUCCGUUUGAACGCUGGGCGCAGGGGAUCUCAGGGGAAAAUAGUGGAUCGUUUUUACGCGGUAUGGAUGGAGAGAAGGAGUUAGCGGAGAAUGAGGAUGCUGAGAAUGAAUCGUUAACGGUACCUCCUCUUGAGGAUGGUGAAGACGAUGAGAUGGAUGUGGUGGAUGAUGUUGGAGUACUCUACGUUGGCCGUGCUCACCCGGACUUUGCGGGUGAUGAAUAG